AUGAAAAAAAAUGUAGAAGACCAAAUUUGUGCAGAAUUAUUUGCAUUAGAAUCUAAUAAUAAUGAAAGUAAUACUAAAAGAACACAAGCUACUGUAGAAGAAGAUUUUGAUUCUUUAAAGAAUAAGUUAACAAGAUAUUUAAGAAAACAAGUUGCUCCUAAAAACCAAGACCCUUUAAUAUAG
Molecule: messenger RNA, 183 nt
Organism: Cetraspora pellucida
Lineage: Eukaryota; Fungi; Glomeromycota; Glomeromycetes; Diversisporales; Gigasporaceae
Source: the annotation of a GenBank genome assembly